AUGGCCUCGGGCCAUUUCUUUUGGGCCAUAUUUUACUUCGCUUGCCUGUGCAGUGCAUCACUUGCCAACAAUGCCAAAGUUAACUUUCGCGAGAAGGAAAAGAAGAUUCUAGAUCAAAUUCUGGGCGCCGGCAAGUACGACGCACGUAUCCGACCGUCGGGCAUCAACGGAACCGACGAUAAGGCCACACAGGUGUACGUCAACAUGUUCCUAAGAUCGAUCUCAAAAAUCGACGAUUACAAAAUGGAGUACAGUGUACAGCUCACGUUCCGAGAACAGUGGCUGGACGAACGAUUAAAGUUCGAUGACAUCGGAGGCCGCUUAAAGUACCUUACACUGACCGAAGCAAACCGUGUGUGGAUGCCUGACUUGUUCUUCUCGAACGAGAAGGAAGGUCACUUCCACAACAUCAUUAUGCCGAACGUCUAUAUCCGUAUCUUCCCGUACGGAUCGGUACUAUAUAGCAUACGUAUUUCACUCACGUUGGCCUGCCCGAUGAAUCUCAAGCUGUACCCACUGGAUCGUCAGGUGUGCUCGCUGCGUAUGGCAAGUUAUGGUUGGACGACGGCCGAUCUAGUGUUUCUGUGGAAGGAGGGCGAUCCUGUGCAGGUGGUGAAGAACCUGCAUCUGCCCCGGUUCACGCUGGAGAAGUUCUUGACCGAUUACUGCAACAGCAAGACCAACACCGGUGAAUACAGUUGCCUGAAGGUGGAUCUGCUGUUCAAGCGCGAGUUCUCGUACUAUCUGAUCCAGAUCUACAUCCCCUGCUGCAUGUUGGUCAUCGUGUCCUGGGUCUCGUUCUGGCUCGAUCAGGGCGCGGUACCGGCCCGGGUAUCGCUCGGCGUUACGACACUGCUAACGAUGGCGACGCAAACGUCGGGCAUCAACGCAUCGCUACCGCCCGUCUCCUACACGAAAGCCAUCGACGUGUGGACCGGCGUCUGUUUGACGUUCGUGUUCGGGGCACUGCUCGAGUUUGCCCUGGUCAACUACGCGUCCCGUUCAGCGGAUAGGGCAGCAGACAUGCACCGAGAGAAUAUGAAGAAAAAGCGCCGCGAAAUGGAACAGGCCAGCCUGGACGCGGCCUCGGAUCUGCUGGACACCGACAGUAACGCCACCUUUGCGAUGAAACCGCUGGUGCGCCACCCCGGCGAUCCGCUCGCACUGGAGAAGCUUCGCCAAUGCGAAGUGCACAUGCAGGCCCCGAAGCGGCCAAACUGCUGCCGUAGCUGGCUGUCAAAGUUCCCAACCAGCCCCUUCAAAAAGGUGCCGUGUCUGGGACGAGGACAAUGCUCGCGCUCGAAGCGCAUCGACGUUAUCUCCCGGAUAACGUUCCCGCUGGUGUUUGCCCUGUUCAACCUGGUCUACUGGAGCACCUAUCUCUUCCGCGAAGAGGAGGAGGACUAAGCGCGUACAGCUGCAACCCCGUACUAAUGUUAGCACGUAGACACCCCACGUAGCAGAGUAGCACAACCAUGUCCACCCUCCCUCUAAAGUGAUCGGUUCCAGCAAACCCCCGGCUCCGUACACCCCUCCCCAGCUGAACGGGUGUGAGAUGACACCGAAUGCAGAACAACCAAAAUGCAAGGUUGACAGCGCGCAGCCAACGCUUACUUGCCCACGGUUUGCUGGCGGUGUAGCAUAAACGGUCGCCCCAGGCAACACACAUACCAGUCAAUCGCUCAAGCAACAGUCAUAAAUGCACAUACAGUCUACGUUCGUGCCGUAAAUACGCAUGGCGACAAAUGUUACGCACAGUUUCACAUCAGCACCGCAGAAUAAGCUCAGUAUAUCAGUAUCCACAAAAAACAACAGCAACAGAUCAAGCAUGCCUGUUAAUAUGUAGCGCAUAGUUCAGUUAUAGCAGAAAAUCACCUACCGGAGAGAAAUAGAACAAUUACCGCCUAGCCAAAAUACAGUUUCAACUGCACAGCAGUAAGCAACACUUCUAGUUGCCAAUUCUUCUGGUGAGCUGUUUGUUGAUCAGGUUUAGUUAGACUACAGUACAGUACCCCAAUACCAUACAGAACACAUAGGGAAUGGUGAAAUCAUAUUCUUCAAACAGGUUCUAAUUUACCACAAAAAGAUAGUUAUGUUAUGCGAGUUGCAUACUUUCGGGCGGAUUACUUUUAUGUAGUGAACAACUUGCAUUGGGUGGAUUAUUGCGCUCCUUUUCUUCAUCUUAUUGGGAUAAUUUCAACUGCAGACACGAUAACACAGUGUCCUGCCCAGUCACAGCAGUAACACGCACACCUACCAUAUACCCAAUGCUGCCAAUUUGCUCGGUUUCUUCGGUAGUUUGGACAGAUAGUGCCUUUAGCUUGAAUUAGUUUAUCUUUUGAUUCGGGUAAGCUCAACAUCAACCCCCAGUUUUCUAUUAGUAUUUCACGGACAAAGAAGGAAGGUACUGUACACGCACUUUAAUCACACACAGAGAUAUACGCAUAGCAUACUCACCCACACUCAGUGUACGUCCCGAUCUCAUUAAGCUAGUGCCAUAGUUGUUAAAACAUUUGCGGUUGUGAAUGCGGACCGGGACAUACAUACACACAUACCUACAUGGACGAGGUUCGAUCUUUGCCUACCAUUGAAUCCCGUUUCUGUCUUCAUUCAUUCGUUCGUUCAUAAAGAAAAUCUUGUUCGAAAAUUGCACUUUGCACCAAGAAAUGUUUUCUUUUCUUUUGUUCUAUCGAACUGUUCUAAGAACUGAAAUGCGAAAUACAACAUAUGUGCGUGCUUUUGUUUUUUUCUCUUCUUUUUCCCCUUUUUGUGGCAUUCUUCGUUAAUUUUUGCGCUUAGCAAAACAAAACCCACAAAAAAUAGUAAAACUACCAAUAUACCACAGUAAGUUCACUGUAGAUGCGUUUCAGGACGCAGUCCAACACUAGUACGUGCUGUUAAGCGUGCAAAAGUGUAUGGCAAAACCAAUGGUUUGGUAUUUUUGUACUGAGAAAAAAGCGCAUAAAAAUGUAAAAAAACUCUAUGUGCGAAAACAAGCAAAAGAAAACAAUGUUCUUUCAUAAGCUAUAUCCAAAACAAAACAAAAACACACAAACACUCAAUUUAAAUACGCAUAUUACUAAUGCCAGCGCGCAUGGAAGGAGUCGCCACACAAAAUAACACAAUGCAAACAAUCGUAUAAACUAUUCGCGAAGCAGGAAGAAUAAAUAGUUCACCAGUUUUCUUAAACGUAUAAAGGCACUAGGCAAAAAAACACAACAACAACAACACACCCACACACACAGAAGCAAGUGAAACACGAGGUAACACUAGACAGAAGAGAAGUUUAAUGUAGUGGAUUAAAUUAAAACAAGGGGGAAACUCUUUAAAAAAAUUACAGGGUCAUAGCUAUUUGUUGGCACGAAAGCACAACAUUAAGUAAAAUCGAGAUUCUAUCAUCACCGCUAAACAGAUUGCUAACUGAUAAACGUAAAAGAUCGUGUGUAAAUUAUAAGCAACAAAAUGAAUCACAGAAAAAGAAAAAAAUCUAUCCCAAAAGCAUAACUGACAAAAAAAACAGCUACACAAAAAACAUCGGCACGAGCAAGACAUAAAACACACACACGGUCACAUAGGGGAUAAAAUUUAGUAUAGUAAGCGAAAGACAUGUCAAACAAAUCGAACGAAGAUUAUUUUAGAUGUUAUUAAAUGGUAGAGUAUGUAUACUUUACUGUGCUAAUUGUGCGAAUGUGUGCGUAUGCGAAUGGAAAAUGAACGGAAAAUGAAUGUGUGUGAGCAUUUAGAGGAUAAAAUAGACGCAGAAAGUGAAAGUGGAAAAAAAACAAAACCAAGGUAGACAUACAAAGCUGACGCGAACAUGGUUGGAGGAUAGUGGAAGCAAGAAUCGUACCGAAGCAUAAAUGGAACAGCUAGUUGAAUGGCGUGUUAAAGCAUUACUGAAUCAAAAACAAACAAAAAAAAAACAAACAAAAAACAACCAAAACUGAAAACUGUUCUCUGUAGUGUUUUUUUCUAAGUACCCAGCAACAACAAGAAAACUUUGCUAGAAAGAGAAGGGAGGAAAACUUUAAGCAAAAUCUAGAUCCCAGCCAUUCGAGGAGCUGCGUUAUGUGGUUGCAAGUGUUUUUAUAUGAAAUUUUAAACGUAUUUUCUAGAUCAAAACGCUCUAGGGACGAAUCCUGGCGCGAUCCGGCCUGGGUGUGAAGGAGAACGGAAACGGUGAGAAUGGAAAGGUUGGGAAGUACGGAAAGUACGCGAGAGUUGGAACUAGAAAUAAUCUUCUUCAUGCGCCAGUUAGGUUGAGGUGUCUGUUUUCUAUUCUUUUGUUUGUUGAACAUUUUCCACAUAACAAACAAAACUAAAUCCACCAUUUUGGGGGUCACGGACAUCCGGGUUCCGGAGUCGGAUCGGAAUUUCUGAGCGUUUGCAAGGCGUCUCGGGGAGAAUCGAUACACAAGCUGGUAGUUUAUUCGUUUCUCGGAAUGUUUAAACGAUAGAAUGUUUCUUUUAAUUUGUGUCGUGCUAUAGGUUUGCAACAUUUCAAACACAGAUUCGUCGAAAUUCGUCGCUUCGAUGAGCGAACCGCGAACGGUUUGCGAAGCGAAAACAAAUCGAAUUUCCCAAACACUAAGCUGUACAGUUCGAAUCGGGUUGUGGUUAUAUUUUGCCGUUGCCGUGGCGACCGUUGUAGGGUUCCGCCCGCCCCGGACUGAAAUAUUUCCAUUUCAUAAUGAAAGAUUUCAUGCACGCGUGCGAGCGCACGUGUGCGGCCGUUGUACGGUGAAUGUGGCCUUUCCUUCCGUUUCUUGGCCGGCUCAUCGGAUUUUAGACAAGCAAAGCGAAACGAAAGCUCACCCUGUCCGGCAUGAAGGCGAUAUUUUGUUUGAAAAUGUGUUGUGAGGUGUGUUUAUACGCAUACGGUUUAUAUGCCGCUGUUCCCGCGCACAGCACACUGUAUCACAACUAGCGAACGGAAACAGCAAGCAGGUAGUGACUCUGUAAGAGCAAACAGUGUGCACGGAAGAGCUACGGCCCACAUGGCAAACAAAACUGUUGUAUCGCUAAUCGUGUGUAAUAAACAAUCAAAGUGAAAAUCUUAUCUACGUAAAUAUGACAAAAAAACGGUGUCAAAACAAUCUGUCUAUAAACAUAAAAGCUGUAGAUUUUCCUACGUGACGUGUUGGUGUUAAGUGGGGUGACGGAUAGAAGAAGAAAGUAGAAGGAAAAAAAACCCUUGUAACUGUGGUGCUGUGCAUUAAAAUGAAAAAAAAAAAUAAACAAACAACACAAGAUUUUAACGAACAUGUUAUUCGUACCGGAGGCGAAUCCCAUUACACCGAGAACCACUCACGGCCUAGCUGGGUUGGUUCGUCCGAAACCGAAAUUAUGAAGCAGAAUCUACCGAUAGCAGCUAAUUAUAUUAAAGACGUACGACGAGCCGUUACCCACACACACACACACAAUUGGCAUCUUCCAAUCUGUUCUGCCACUGUUGCCACUUUACACGGGCGAAAAGGUCUCCGGGCGAGAGAUCUCCACUGAAAUACCAUCAUGCAAGAUGUUGUCCAUUACGAAGCCUAGAAGCGAACUAACGAUAUUACACUUUAAAAAAAAAACAAAACAGAAAAAAAACAAUCUCCCAGCAAACCUUUCUCGCUGGCAAGAGCAAAACACACA
Molecule: messenger RNA, 5637 nt
Organism: Anopheles moucheti
Lineage: Eukaryota; Metazoa; Arthropoda; Insecta; Diptera; Culicidae
Gene: GluClalpha
Product: glutamate-gated chloride channel
Exons: 11
Coding region: 1-1407 (468 amino acids)
Biological process (GO): signal transduction; chemical synaptic transmission; regulation of membrane potential
Cellular component (GO): neuron projection; membrane; synapse
Molecular function (GO): extracellular ligand-gated monoatomic ion channel activity; chloride channel activity; transmembrane signaling receptor activity
Source: RefSeq, a predicted model, not a curated record